UCCAAAACCCUCAAACCAAGUCUGAAGAACACAAAAAUACACACACUCGUUCUGUUGAUCCGAAUCUGUAAUUGAUUUCAAGAAAAUGGGGAAGAUACCACCAUCACUCCGAACCGGUAAGAACCUAGGGUUACCAAUUCGAUCUGUAGUUAAAAAUGUUCGAUCAUCCCCCCAGGAAGCAGAAUCAGGAUUAGAAUCAAAAUCCUCCGCCCAUCAUAGCCGUAGAAAACCUAAAUUAAUCACUGAAAAACCACCAAAAUUCAUCAACGGCGCCACCAGCCACCCAUCACCAGCGCCGCCCAUAACCUUUACUUCCCCUGACAUCUCCGCUGCCAAAACCCUAUUCAACUCCCUCGUUGCCACCACCAGAUCUUCAUUGUUAAUCAACAAUAGACUUUGCAACGCGAUCCUCCAAUCUUUCUCCUCUGUUUCUUCGAACAUUCAAGAUUCAAUCGUUUUACUCAAUCACAUGACGAAAACCUACCCUUCAUUCUCCCCUGAUAAGUUCAGUUACCAUAUCCUCCUAUGCCAGUCCUGCAAAAAGCCCGAUUCGGAUCUUUCCAAUGUCAAUCAAACCCUAGACCUCAUGGCCUCAAACGGAUGUGAACCCGAUAAGGUCACCACAGACAUUGCGGUUCGAACUCUUUGCAGCACUGGGCACGAAGAACACGCGAUUGAACUGAUCAAGAAGCUAUCCCAGGUUCAGUUCACAAAACCCGAUACCUAUACUUACAAUUUUCUGGUAAAAAGAUUGGUAAGGACUCGAACUUUGAGCAGUGUGAGUUUAUUUAUUAAGGAAAUGAAAGAGGGGUUUCAUGUAAACCCCGAUUUAGUGACUUACACUAUUUUGAUUGACAAUGUUUGUAACGGGAAGAAUUUACGUGAGGCAAUGCGGUUGUUGGAUGUUUUAAAAGAGGAAGGGUUUAAGCCGGAUUGUUACGUUUAUAAUACGAUUAUGAAAGGGUAUUGUAUGCUGAGUCAUGGAGGUGAGGUCUUGAGGGUUUACAAGAAGAUGAUUGAGGAAGAAAUAGAACCUGAUUUAGUCACUUAUAACACUUUGAUUUACGGGUUGUCGAAAUCGGGCAAGGUUAAAGAGGCUAUUAAGUUUCUACAUGAGAUGGCGAAAAUGGGUCAUUUUCCUGAUGUGGUUACCUACACUUCAUUGAUGAAUGGGUUGUGCAGAGAGGGUAAUGCACUUGGUGCAGUAGAAUUGUUGGGGGAAAUGGAGAAUAAAGGAUGUGAUCCAAAUGAGUGCACAUAUAACACUUUGCUUCAUGGGUUGUGUAAGGCUAGGCAGUUGGAUAAAGGGGUUGAAUUAUAUGGGGUAAUGAAGGAGAAUGAUAUGAAACUUGAGUCAGGGUCGUAUGGGACCUUUUUGAGGGCGCUUUGUAGGAACAAUCGAGUUGCAGAGGCGUAUGAAGUGUUUGAUUAUGCUAUAGAGAGCAAGAGCUUGACGGAUGUUACUGCUUAUUCGACAUUAGAGAGCACCCUUAAGUGGCUGAAGAAAGCUAAAGAGCAAGGCCUUGCUGUUUGAUAAUCGGAGAGAAUCCGUCCUCGGAAUAUUUACUCAUGCCCAUGGCUACAACUAUGAAGAUGAACACCAUUGAAGUGAGCAUGAAGGGGAGACCACAUCUUGAUGAUGAUGAUGGAGUUUGAUCAACGUCAUCUUCCUCCAUGAGGGUCUCAGCCGUUGGGCUCGAUGGUCCGAGCUGACCCAUGAGUUUGUUGUACUCGUCUUUGACGCAAACGGGUCCACAAGGCAAGCUAAUGGAGCGGACAUGAGAGUUUUGUCUUUGGUAGGUUCGAGCCAUUUGGGUUUGCAAGCAGAUGGGUUAGGUUUGGUUGGGUAUUUAUAGUAUGGAACACAAGGGAACAUGACAGAUCACAAGUAAGAUUAGGGCAUGUGAUGAGAUCUCCUUCAAAAAAGGGUUUCUUGAUUGCCAGCAAAGGCUUUAAUGACUUCUCAUUUGUCUAAUCCCCUAUCAUGCAUAUAUAAUAUAUUAU
This is a messenger RNA of Cynara cardunculus var. scolymus (artichoke), 2004 nucleotides long. RefSeq names its product pentatricopeptide repeat-containing protein At2g17670. The transcript is spliced from 2 exons. Gene Ontology annotation, molecular function: protein binding. Bases 86 to 1534 code for a protein of 482 amino acids. The record is from RefSeq and is a predicted model, not a curated record. Lineage: Eukaryota; Viridiplantae; Streptophyta; Magnoliopsida; Asterales; Asteraceae.